GUUGACGCGUAUUCAAAUCGAGGCUACACUCUUGUAUAACUCGCGUAUAACUCUCGUGUAACACAUAUCAAGAGCUCCCGAGUCAAGCAUGAAGGUGUUACUUGUUGUUACGAACCAUGACCAGCUUGGAAACACCGGCAAGAAGACCGGGUGGUAUCUACCGGAAGUGGCUCACCCAUAUCACGUGUUCAAGACGGCUGGACAUGACAUCGUGUUUGUCAGCCCCAAUGGUGGCAAGGCACCCAUGGACCCCGGCAGUUACGAAUCAAGCAAAGAUGACCUUGUUUGCAACAACUUACUGGAAGAUAAAAAUAUCAUGUCCCAACUGGAUAAUACUAAAUCUCCUCCCCAGGUGAAUGCAAGCGAUUUCAAGGUUAUAUUUUACGCUGGUGGUCACGGCCCGAUGUUUGACCUCCCUGAAUGUGCAGCUCUGGGGAAGCUAGGGGCGCAGAUCUACCAGAGCGGAGGCAUAGUGAGUGCUGUGUGCCACGGAACCGUCGGGCUAAUUCCAAUACAGCUGGACAACGGGGACUGCAUCCUGAAGGGCCAGACAGUGACAAGCUUCACCAAUGCUGAGGAGGCCGCGGUCAACCUGACAGAGGCUAUGCCGUUUCCAUUGGAGACCAGGUUGAAAGAAAGUGGGGCUAAGUUUGUUGGAGGGGCCAAUUUCGCUUCAAACGUUCAGGUGAGCGGAAGAAUAGUGACAGGUCAGAACCCAGCCUCGGCCUCGCCCACUGCUGAAGCCGUCAUCAAAUUACUUAGCUAACACGGGCGGGACGCCGCCCCGGAGGGAGAUGUACCAAACGUCAGCUAUGACAACCCCCAUCAUAUGCUAAUCCGCGAUGAAGUUAUUAGUAAUUAAUGUCAUUCCUCACGCUCAAAGCGGCUUUCGGCUAUAAGGAGUUCUUGACACAAAGAAAUCUUUGGAAUCACUUUUUCAUUUUGACUUUUUUUCUUUGACCAACAAAUAUAGAUGUCCGGACUAGCGACUCGUUGGUG
Haliotis rufescens (red abalone) is the source of this 999-nucleotide messenger RNA. RefSeq names its product glutathione-independent glyoxalase hsp3102-like. The coding region runs from base 89 to 766 and encodes 225 amino acids. Lineage: Eukaryota; Metazoa; Mollusca; Gastropoda; Lepetellida; Haliotidae. The record is from RefSeq and is a predicted model, not a curated record. The transcript is spliced from 6 exons.